This is a messenger RNA of Leptinotarsa decemlineata (Colorado potato beetle), 707 nucleotides long. Its product is annotated as alpha-ketoglutarate-dependent dioxygenase alkB homolog 6. Lineage: Eukaryota; Metazoa; Arthropoda; Insecta; Coleoptera; Chrysomelidae. The record is from RefSeq and is a predicted model, not a curated record. Gene Ontology annotation, cellular component: nucleus.
AGUAGAGGUUACGUGUCCAUUUAGUAAACAAAGAUGCAUUAUGAUGACUUUGCCGGAUUGAAUUUUCAUUUUUCAAAUGGAUUUAACUCAGUUUGAAGUAAAAGGGGUUCCUCCAACAGUUUAUUAUAUCCCCAACUUCAUUACGAACGAUGAAGAAGCAUUCUUGUUGAAAAAUAUUUAUUCAGUUCCGAAACCUAAAUGGACCUGUUUAUCCAAUAGAAGACUUCAAGAUUAUGGUGGUAUACCUCACGAAAAAGGAAUGAUUCCAGAAAAAAUUCCUACUUGGCUUCAGACGUACAUGCAUAAAGUAGAUAACCUUCACAUCUUUAAUGAUAAGAAAUCAAAUCAAGUACUCAUCAAUGAAUAUUUACCAGGCCAAGGUAUCAUGCCACAUUCCGAUGGACCACUUUUCUAUCCUACGAUAGCCACAAUAACGUGUGGUUCGCAUACUGUGUUGGAGUUUAUGGAAAAUGAUGAGAAACGUGUGAAUGUUUGCAAUAUAUUAUUGGAGAGAUGUAGCCUUGUGAUAAUUAAAGAAGAUAUGUAUUUUAAGUAUUUACAUUCCAUAUCAGAAAGAGAAGUAGACAACAUUGGAAGCUGUUCCAAUAUUACUCCUGCUGAUAAACUGGAACUGAAGAGGUCAACGAGAGUAUCUGUUACCAUAAGAAAUGUUCCUAAAGUUUUAAAAAUUAAAUUCUGGUAAUUGA